Molecule: messenger RNA, 3651 nt
Organism: Tilletiopsis washingtonensis
Lineage: Eukaryota; Fungi; Basidiomycota; Exobasidiomycetes; Entylomatales
Exons: 10
Coding region: 123-3548 (1141 amino acids)
Biological process (GO): DNA topological change; chromosome segregation; DNA replication
Cellular component (GO): chromosome; nucleolus
Molecular function (GO): DNA topoisomerase type I (single strand cut, ATP-independent) activity; DNA binding
Source: RefSeq, a predicted model, not a curated record
CCGGCGGCGCUGCGCCGGCCGCCAAUGGCGCGCCUGCGCCCAAGAAGCCGGAGAACAAGCGGCCAGUCAUCCCCGAUAGCGACGAGAGCGAAGACGAGGCACCGCUCGUGAGUGCUGUGGUGAUGUGGGCAGAGCUGUGCUGGCUCGCACCUGCCGCUUGGCACGAGGUGGAGGUCACCGCCAGCCUGGGCGAGCCAGGGGUGUCGCGCGCAAGUCGCUGCAGUCCUCGUGGAGACAGCACGGGAGAAGGACUCAGGCGGACAGUCGAGCUGGUCGCUGACCUGGUGUAUACACAGGCAAAGCGUGUCAAGGCUGAGCCCUCGGCGUCUGCGGCUCCCGUUGCUGCGCCAGUCGCACAGCCGGACUCGCGCGCCAGCACGCCGUUGUCUUCGGACGAGGACGCGCCGCUUGCCAAGGUGGUCGCCGCGCCUAACGGCAAGGGCAAGAAGCGCAGCAGCGGCGACUCGGACUCGGACGAGCCGCUGAGCGUGCAGGCGGGCAGCAGCCGCAACGGUGCUGCUUCGAGCAAGCGCGCGCCUGCCAAGGGCCGCGCCUCGGAGCUUGCCAAUGGCUCGCGUGCUCGCAAGGCCUCGACGCCGGCCAGCGCGGCAGGCACGGAGGGCAAUGACGAUGACGACGAGGAUGAUGAUGACGACGAGGAUGAUGACGGCGAGGACGACGGCGAGGACGAGGAGGAGGAGGAAGACGAUGAGGACGACGACGCGAGCAGCAGCGGCAGCACGAAGUCGAAGGCCAAGGCCAAGGGCAAGAAGCCGGCGCAGAAGGGCCCCAAGGGCCGCGGCGAGAAGAAGUGGGACACGCUGUACCACACGGGCCCGCGCUUCCCGCCGCCGUACGAGCCCAUUCUCGACUCGGUGAAGCUGAAGUACGACGGCAAGCCCGUGCGUCUUGCGCCCGAGGCCGAGGAGGCCGCCAUGUUCUACGCCGUCAAGCUCGAGACGCAGCACGCGCAGGACGCCGUGUUCAACAAGAACUUCUUCCAGGACUUCCAGAAGCUGCUGGCCAAGCACCCACCUAAGGAUGGCACCAAGAUCACAAAGUUCGAGAAGCUCGACUUCCGCGCCAUGUACGACUACGACCGCGGCGUCAAGGACGAGGCCAAGGCGGCCAAGGCCAAGAUGGCGCCGUCGGCGCGCCGCCUGGCGCUCGAGGCCAAGAAGAAGGAGGAGGCGGCGAUGAAGACGUGCGUCGUCGACGGCGUCGAGCAGCGCGUCGGCAAUGUCAUGGUCGAGCCGCCGGCGCUCUUUCUCGGCCGCGGCGAGCACCCCAAGAAGGGCAGGAUCAAGCAACGCAUCGCACCGGAGCAGAUCACCAUCAACCACACACUCAAGGACCCCAAGCACCCGCCGCCCGCGCCGCCGCCGGGCCACAAGUGGAAGGACAUCAAGUGCGACAAGAAGAGCACGUGGCUCGCCUUCUGGAAGGAGAGCAUUAAUGGGCAGUACAAAUACAUGUACCUCGACGCCUCGAGCAACUUCAAGUCGAACUCGGACCGCGACAAGUUCGAGAAGGCGCGCCAGCUCGACAAAUGCGUCGUGAAGCUGCGCCGCCACAUCGACGACAUGCUCAGCUCGAAGCAGCGCUUCGACCGACAGCUCGGCACCGUUGUGUGGCUGAUCGACAACUACAGCUUGCGUGCGGGCAACGAGAAGGGCGAGGACGAGGCGGCGACGUACGGCGUGUGCUCGCUGCUCGUCGAGCACGUCACGGGCCUGAUCGAGGGCCAGGCCGGCUCCGACGUGUCGCAGGUAAAGCUCGAGUUCCUCGGCAAGGACUCGAUGCGCUUCAAGGAGACGCUCACCGUGCCGACACGCAUCUACAAGAACUUCAAGAUGUUCACCCAGUCCACGCGCCUCGCCAAUGGCGCCGUCGGCGCCAAGGACGGCUCGGACGAGAUCUUCGACCGCGUGGACCCGUCGGCGGUGAACAAGUUCCUGCAGAACGAGGCAAACGGCGGCAUGAAGGGCCUCUCGGCCAAGGUGUUCCGCACGUACAACGCGUCGACGACGUUCCAGGGCCUGCUCGACCAGACGGCCGAGAACCUCAAGGCGUCGGGCCUCGAGGCCACGCCGCAGACGCUCAAGGACCAGUACCACCAGGCGAACCGCCUCGUGGCCAUCCUGUGCAACCAUCAAAAGACGCUCAACCCCAUCCUCAACCAGCGCGCGCAGGAACGCCACGAGCAGAAGCUGCUCUCGAUCGCCUACGACCGCCACAAGGAGCGGCAGAAGGUGCUCAAGUGGGGCACGCCCGAGCAGAUCCGCAAGGAGUACCCGGCCAAGACGCACGAGUGGGUGCGCGACCUAACGUCGCUCCUCAAGCCCGUCGCCAUCACCAAGGAGCAGAUCAAGGAGCACGAGGAGCGCACGGUCGAGGCGCGCAAGACGAAGAUCCAGGCGGCCUUCGACCGCGCGCAGCUGGAGCGCGAGUUCCUCAAGGAGCUCAAGGAGGAGCAGAACUCGCAGGACGUCAAGCCCAAGGCCAAGAAGGGCCGCAAGCGCGGCAGCGACGAUGAGGACGAGGACGAGGAGGACAUCAAGGGCGGCUCGCGCUUCAAGACGCAGGCCGAGGUGGAUGCCGAGAAGAAGCGCCUCGACGAUGAGCUGAAGGUGCUGGCGCGCGAGCGCAGCGGCGGCAGCUCGCUCGAGGCCAGCGCGAUCAACGUGCCGUCGUGCAUCAAGAAGAUCAUCGGCAAGAUUGCGCAGCACGAGAAGGUCGAGGCUGAGUUUGCCAUCAAGAACAAGACGUCCGACGUCUCGCUCGGCACCUCGAAGCUGAACUACAUUGACCCGCGCAUCACUGUCGCGUGGCUGAAGAAGUGGGACGCCUUCCUCGUCAAGCGCGACGGCGCGCCCAAGAAGACGGUGAAGAAAGAGGCCAAGGGCUCGCCGAGCAAGAAGGGCGGCGUCAAGAAGGAGGAGCCCGAGGACGUCAAGCCGGCGAAGAAGGGCGUGGGCAAGAAGCAGGCCAUGGCGGCGGCACAGGCAAAGGAGGACGUCAAGCUCGACAAGCUCGACCGCGCCGCGGCCAAGGACGCCGACAAGAUGCAGCUCGACCUCAAGAUCCUGCCCAUCUCGCAGUACUUCCCGCAGACGAUGCUCAAGAAGUUCCGCUGGGCAUCGUACGACGACAACAACGACGACCUGCCCGCCGACUGGACGUUUGUCAAGGACGCCAAGCUCAAGAUCCGCACGAACAUGUCGAGCGCGAACCGCGACGGCGAUGCCGUCGACGAGAAGGACGAGGCGCUGGCCGAGCAGGUCGUGGUGCAGACCAAGGUCGCACGCGCCACCACCGACGCCAAGGGCAAGAAUGGCGCCAGCAGCAGCAAGGUGCCGGGUCUCAACAGCACCUCGAGCGCCACGCGCAAGCGCCCCGCCGCGGCCGACGACGACUCGGACGACGAGCCGCUGGCGGCUGCGGCGCCCGCGCGCAAGAAGGUCGCCUCCAGCAUGAAGGCCGCCGCGCCCAAGGCUGCCGCCUCCGACGACUCGGACGACGAUGCGCCGCUCGCGGCCGCCAAGUAGGCGUCCCACCUUCAUCCCUCUACUGUCACACUCAUUCCUGCACCCUGCGCCGCCUGCAUCUGAACCUAGCUAAUGACAUCCGAGCCGCGUGACGAGUACACCG